This is a messenger RNA of Chelonus insularis, 10641 nucleotides long. RefSeq names its product dynein heavy chain 7, axonemal-like. Gene Ontology annotation, biological process: microtubule-based movement. NCBI's taxonomy places the organism in Eukaryota, Metazoa, Arthropoda, Insecta, Hymenoptera, Braconidae. Gene Ontology annotation, cellular component: dynein complex. Gene Ontology annotation, molecular function: dynein intermediate chain binding; dynein light intermediate chain binding; ATP binding. The record is from RefSeq and is a predicted model, not a curated record.
CAUCGUGAUGAAUUAAUGGAGUAUAUGACUAAAUCUGCUCUAAAGUUGCGUAAUAAUCUAAUUAAUAAAAUGAUAGAAGAUUACCAAGUUAAAUCUAGAACAAUUGGAGAAGACUAUGAAAGUAUAGCUGAAAGAGCUUUAGGCGAGCCAGCAAAUACAAAAGAUCUGAUGGAUUUGAAGGCUUUUGUUGUUAAAGCUGAAACUGAAAUCAGUAUAGACUUGGAAAAUCGACUGAGAGAACUUUUGAAAUAUGUACAAUUUCUUUCUGAUUAUACUCUUUUAACCCCUGUUGAACUCAAAACUAAUAACUUUGCUUUUCAGUGGUACCAUCGUAUGCCAGAAAUUUUUGAGGAACAUCGUAAAAUAGUAGAAGCUAAAGCUCGUGAAUAUCAGAAAAAAUUAAAAGCCAGAAUAGAAAAAUUCCAGAACGAUUUAAAGAUCUGGGAAAAAUAUUGUGAUGAAAUGCAAUACUGGGGAAACGUUGAUGAGAUAUUCCGGUAUAAAAAAAAGGCGAGUAAUCUCGAGAAUCGAUUGAUAGGAGCCAUGAAGACUAUCAAUGAAUUCAAUGAAGAGGAACAGAUGUUUGGUUGGCCAAUGUCACAAUAUCCACUUCGAAAAAAGAUUGCUGAUAGUUUGUCACCUUAUAAGAAAUUCUAUGACGUUGCUUGUGAGUUUUUAACACAACAUGAAACAUGGAUGAGUUCAAUGAUUGGCAGUCAUGAUCCAGAUUCUAUUGAAGAUGACUCAGGAACACAUUACAGAACUAUUUUAAAACUUGAAAAGUCAUUUCAAGAACCUACGGUAAGAAAACUUGCAGAGAAUAUUAGAAUGCAGAUUGAAGAAUUUAGAGAACAUAUGCCUCUCAUUGGGACAUUAGGGAAUCCAGGGAUGAAAGAGAGACAUUGGACUCAAGUAUCUGAGAUUGUUGGAUUCCCAAUAAAAGUUGAUGAUAAAAUGACGUUAGCUAAGAUCAUUGAUUUUGGAUUGGACGAAUAUGUUCCAAAGUUUGAAGGAAUAUCUGAAGCAGCAACAAAAGAAAGUAAUCUUGAAAAGGCUUUAUUGAAAAUGCAUGCAGAUUGGACAAAUGUCGAAUUUACAGUAAAUCCAUAUAGAGAUACUGGGACUUAUGUCAUAGCAAGUAUUGACGAAAUCCAGUUGCUGUUAGACGAUCAUCUUACUAAAGCUCAAACCAUGAAAAAUUCACUUUAUAUUAAGCCAUUUGAGAAAGAAACUCUCGAAUGGGAAGCGAAAUUGUAUUUACUCCAAGAUAUCAUGGAUUAUUGGCUGAAAGUUCAAGCUACAUGGAUGUACUUAGAACCUAUAUUUUCCUCGCCAGAUAUUCAACAGCAAAUGCCAGAAGAAGGUCGAAGAUUUAGUGCAGUUGAUAAGAUCUGGAGAGAUAUAAUGAACUCAGUGGUGCAGGAUCCAAAGGUUAUUUCUGUUAUCGAGAUAGAUAAAAUGUUGGAUCGUUUAAAAAAGUGUACUGGAUUGUUGGAUUUAAUUCAAAAGGGUUUGAAUGAUUAUUUGGAGAAGAAAAGAUUAUUUUUUCCACGGUUCUUUUUCUUGUCAAACGAUGAAUUGUUGGAAAUUUUAUCUGAAACUAAAGAUCCAACAAGAGUCCAACCGCACUUGAAAAAAUGUUUUGAUGGUAUAGCAAAAUUGCAGUUUACAGAGGAAAUGGAAGCUAUUGCUAUGGAAUCAUCUGAGGGAGAAGUAAUAAUGUUGGAGAAUAAAAUUGACACAGCUAGUGCUAGAGGACAAGUGGAAAAGUGGCUGGUUGAAUUAGAAAGUGAAAUGAAAAAAAGUGUCCGUGCCCAAAUAAUAAAGACCAAAGAAUCAUAUCUGAUAAAAGAACGUAGAGAAUGGGUACUUCUAUGGCCAGGACAAACAAUACUCUGUAUCGGACAACUUUAUUGGGCUGCAAAUGUAACAUCUGCUUUUCCCCAAGGUCUCAAAGCUCUUGAAGCUUAUAUUGGAGUUUGCAAUGAAGAGUUAAAUCAUAUUGUGGAACUUGUCCGAGGAAAAUUAUCCAAGGAAAAACGUAUUAACCUUGAGGCACUGAUAACUCUAGAUGUACAUAGCAGAGAUGUUUUAGUAGACUUAUGGGAGAAAGAAGUAGAAAAAGCUACAGACUUCAAGUGGUUAUGCCAACUGCGUUAUUAUUGGAUGGAUGAAGAUCUAGUAAUCAUGAUGAUAAACUCUUCACUAGAUUAUGGCUACGAAUACUUAGGUAAUUCACCUAGACUUGUCAUCACUCCCCUGACUGACAGAUGCUACAGAACUUUAUUUGGAGCACUUGCACUACAUCUUGGUGGAGCACCAGAAGGUCCGGCGGGUACGGGGAAGACAGAAACAACUAAAGACUUGGCAAAAGCGAUAGCUAAGCAAUGUAUUGUCUUCAACUGUUCUGAUGGUUUGGAUUAUAUUGCUCUGGGGAAGUUUUUUAAAGAAAGUAUUUUAUUUGGUUUAGCUGCUUCUGGAGCAUGGGCUUGCUUCGAUGAAUUCAACAGAAUCAAUUUAGAAGUAUUAUCGGUCGUGGCUCAACAAAUUUUGACCAUUCAACAGGGAAUCAUAUCUGGAAAGACUGAACUUUUUUUUGAAGGAACUGAAAUAAAUCUAAAUCGUACUUGUGCUGUUUUUAUUACAAUGAAUCCAGGAUAUGCAGGAAGAACUGAAUUACCUGAUAACUUGAAAGCUCUUUUUCGUUCAGUUGCAAUGAUGGUUCCAGAUUACAAAUUGAUUGCCGAAAACACUCUGUAUUCUUAUGGAUUCCAUAAUGCUCGUCCUCUAUCAGUAAAAAUAGUAAUGGCCUAUCAAUUAUGCUCCGAACAAUUAUCCAGCCAAAGUCAUUACGAUUAUGGAAUGAGAGCAGUUAAAUCAGUGCUUUUAUCAGCUAGAAAUCUCAAACUCAAAUACCCGGAAGAGAGUGAAGAUAUUUUAAUACUACGUAGCAUUAAUGACGUGAAUCUUCCUAAAUUCUUAAACCACGAUCUACCUCUCUUUCAAAGUAUUACUUCCGAUCUAUUUCCCGAUAUAGUACUUCCCACUCCAGAUUACCAAGAACUAAAUGAAUGCAUUUUUGAAGUAUGUGCUGAAUCCAAUAUACAAUGUGUUCCAUCUUUUCUCGAAAAAAUCCAUCAAAUUUAUGAAAUGAUGAUUGUUAGACAUGGAUUUAUGAUUAUCGGCAAUCCUUUCAGUGGAAAAACUAGUGCAUAUAAAAUGCUAGCUAAAGCUCUUGAACUUUGUGAACAAAAAAAUGUUUUAGAUGAACACAAAGUUGAAAUAUCAAUAAUAAACCCAAAAUCAAUAACAAUGGGAGAAUUAUACGGGGAAUUUGAUGCAGCAUCUCAUGAAUGGAGUGAUGGUGUACUGGCAAUUAAUUAUCGAGCUUUUGCUACAUCUACAAACAAAAAUCGAAAAUGGUUAAUUUUUGAUGGUCCUAUUGAUGCUAUAUGGAUUGAAAACAUGAACACAGUAUUGGAUGACAACAAGAAACUGUGCCUUAUGAGUGGAGAAAUAAUUCAACUAGCAGAGACGACUAAUUUAAUUUUUGAAUCAAUGGACCUAGAAUCAGCAUCACCAGCUACUGUGUCUCGUUGUGGAAUGAUUUACAUGGAACCUGAAGCUUUGGGAUGGGAAGUUUUAUUGAAGUCUUGGAUCAAUAUGUUACCAGAAAUCUUUGGAGAUUUUUUAAAAUCAUUCUUACACGAGUCUCUUUUUCUACGAUUUUGUAAACCUCUAUUUCAUCUUUUAAGACGACAUAACUUGAAGGCGAUCUGUCCGAUGCCUGAUUCAAAUCUCCUGAGGUCAAUUACGUAUUUAAUGGACUGUUUUAUUAACGAAUACCGUGUUGAAAGCUCUGAAAAGGAAAGUGGGACACCUAAUAAAUUAGAUCUUCGAGCACAACUGGAGGGUUCAUUUUUUUUCUCAUGCAUUUGGGCAAUGGGUGGAACUCUAGAAGCAAGUCAGCGAGAAAAGUUUAGUAUUUUAUUUCGAGGUUUAUUAGAGAAAGAAUUUCCAUCAAGUCUCCAACAGCUAUUUCAACUCACUGAACCUGUUUUGCCUCCUGCAAAGCCAUAUAUUUAUAUCAUGCCGAAAGAAGGACUUGUCUUCGAUUACCGAUUUAUCCGAGAGGGUAAAGGAAAAUGGAAACUGUGGUCUGAUGAAUUAUUGAAUGUUCCACCAAUACCAAGAGAUCUUCCGAUGAAUCAAAUAAUAGUUCCUACAGUUGAUACUGUAAGGUAUACAACAUUAUUCCAGUUACUGGUACAACAUGGCAAACCUGUGCUUUUCGUCGGAUCAACUGGAACUGGAAAAUCAGCUUACAUCAACGACUUUUUGUUAAAGAAGAAUGACACAAGUAUUUUUAAACCUUUGCUUAUUAAUUUUUCUGCUCAAACAUCAACUAGUAAAACUCAGGACAUCAUUAUGAGUAAAUUAGACAAAAGACGGAAAGGUGUAUAUGGUCCACCUAUUGGUAAACGAUGGGUGGUCUUUGUUGAUGAUGUUUCGAUGCCUCUGAAGGAAAUUCAUGGUGCUCAACCACCUAUUGAAUUAUUGAGGCAGCUUUUAGAUCAUUCUCAAUGGUAUGAUAAAAAAGAAAAAACUCCUAUUAAAUUAAUUGAAGUACAGCUAAUGUGUGCUAUGAGUCCACCAGAAAGUGCAGAAAGAGAAAUUACUCCAAGAUUUAAAAGACAUUUUUUUACUCUUGGAAUAUCUGAGUUUCAAGAUGAUAUAAUGACCAUGAUUUUCAGCAAAAUUGUUUUAUGGCAUUUAGAUACAAGAGGUUUCAGCAAAGAAUUUGAUCCUUGCAUUGAUCAAGUAGUUCAAGCAACUCUAGAUAUUUAUAAACGAAGUUUAGAAAACCUUUUACCAACUCCAUCAAAGUCACAUUAUUUAUUCAACCUGCGUGACUUUUCAAGAGUCAUACAAGGUGUACUCAUGUCAGUUCCUGAAUCAAUGCCAACUUUAGCAUGCAUGAAGAGGCUUUGGGUGCACGAGAUCUUGCGUGUAUUUGGAGAUAGAUUAAUAGAUAAAUCUGACACUGAUUGGUUAAUCCAUCAACUCCGGAUUGUGGUAGAGCAAAGAAUGGAGUCAAACUUUGAUGCUCUAUUUGAGGAUCUUGCUGAAGAUCCAAAUAAACCAAUCGGUGAGCAAGAGUUGAGAAAACUCAUUUAUUGUGACUUUAUUGAUCCAAAAGCCGAUGUUAGAUUGUACAAAGAAAUUCCUGACCUAGAAUUAUUAAAAUCGAUUGUUGAGGGAUAUCUAGUGGAGUAUAAUUCCAUGACAAAGAAGCCAAUGAAUCUAGUUCUCUUCAGGUUUAUUUUCUUCAAACGAAGCUUAUUAAUUACUCUAUUGAAUCCAAUAAGUAAAUGAUCUAUUUUUCAUAGGUUUGCCAUAGAACAUUUAUCUAGAAUCGCUCGAAUUAUUAAACAACCUAGAGGUCAUGCAUUGAUCAUUGGUGUUGGAGGUUCUGGAAGGCAGUCUAUGGCAAGAUUAGCGUCUCAUAUAUGUGAAUUCGAUCUCUUUCAAGUGGAAAUCACUAAGCAUUAUGGCAUUCAUGAAUGGCACGAAGACAUAAAGAAGAUAUUGAAGAAAGCUACUGCUACAGAGUUAAAUUCCUCUUUUCUUUUCACUGACAAUCAAAUAAAGCAAGAAAGUUUUCUUGAAGACAUCAGCAAUAUGCUUAACUCUGGCGAGGUUCCAAACAUUUUCAAUGCUGAUGAAAAAGCGGAAAUAUGUGAAAGGAUGCGUCAAGUUGAUCGACAGAGAGAACGAGCUAUGCAAACUGAUGGUAGCACAGUUGCUCUAUUUAAUUUAUUCGUACAAAUAGUUCGAGAUCAAUUGCAUAUUGUGCUUGCAAUGUCACCAAUUGGAGAUGGUUUUCGCAAUAAAAUCAGAACAUUUCCAGCAUUGGUUAAUUGUUGUACAAUUGACUGGCUGCAACCUUGGCCAGAAGAUGCUCUAUUGGCUGUAGCAACAAAAUUUCUAGGUGAAAUCGAGUUAUCUGAUCAUGAGAGAGAAGCUGGCGUUAAUAUGUGUCAAUUCUUUCACACUUCCACUCAAGUGUUAAGUAAAGAGUUCUAUACUCGGUUAAGAAGAUACAAUUAUGUCACUCCAACUUCGUAUCUUGAAAUGAUAAACACAUUCAAAGAUCUUUUGAUCAAAAAAAGGAAAGAAAUAAUGCUUGCAAAAACUCGAUAUGAGGGUGGUGUUGAAAGUCUCAACUCAACUCAAAAGCAAAUAGGCGAGAUGCAAAAAACUUUGACUGAUUUACAGCCACUUCUGGUCUCAUCUGCUCAUGAUGUUCAGAAAAUAGUAACAACUGUAGAGAAAGAGAGUUUGGAAGUAGCUGAAGUAGAAAAGGUCGUGAAAAUCGAUGAAGAAGCAGCUAUGAGAGCAGCUGCUGAAGCUGAAGUAAUAAAAACUGAAUGCGAUGAAAAUUUAUCUGAAGCAAUGCCAAUUUUAAUGCAAGCUCAGGAAGCUCUAAAUACACUUACAACCACUGAUAUUGCUGUUGUAAGAUCAAUGAAAAGCCCACCUGCUAAUGUCAAGCUUGUCAUGGAGAGUAUUUGUAUUUUAAAAGAAAUAAAACCGGAAAGAAUCCAAACAGGAGAUGGAAAAAUUACAGACGAUUAUUGGAAAGCAUCAUUAAAAGUUCUAGCAGAUGUUAAAUUCUUAGAUUCUCUAAUUAAUUUCGAUAGGGAUAAUAUUCCUGAACGAGUAAUGACCAUAAUACGUAAAGAUUACCUAGCCAAUGCCAACUUUGACCCAGACAAAGUUAAAGCUUCAUCGACUGCCUGUGAGGGUUUAUGCAAAUGGGUUUAUGCUAUAUCGGAGUACGACAAAGUUGCUAAAGUGGUUGCACCAAAGAAGAAAGCUUUAGUCGAAGCACAAAAAGUUUACAAUGAAGCCAUGGAGAAAUUGAGCACUAAGCGAGCACAAUUAGGUGAAAUACAGAGGAAACAUGCACUCCUCGAAGCAGACUUGGCUUCAAGAAAAGCUGAUUAUCAAAAGAUGAUGGAUAAAGUUACUGACUGUGAACAAAAAUUGAAACGUGCUGAAGAAUUAAUUAGUGGACUUGGUGGAGAGUCUAGUCGGUGGACAAAAAGUGCUAGGGAAUUAGGAGAGCGGUACGAUCGUUUAACUGGUGAUAUCAUAAUAGCCUCAGGAGUAAUUGCGUAUUUAGGAGUUUUCACGACACCUUAUCGAGCCAAGCAAAUCAAAUUAUGGGUUGAGAGAUGUAAAAGUUUAAAUGUGAUUUGUACAGAAAAUUUUUCCCUAAAAGAUGUACUUGGUGAUCCAGUUCUUGUGAGAUCUUGGAUGAUAAAUGAAUUACCAAAUGACUCAUUCUCUAUCGAUAAUGGGGUUAUCAUAAACAAUGCAAGACGAUGGCCACUAAUAAUUGAUCCUCAGGGCCAAGCAAACAAGUGGAUUAAAAAUAUGGAGAAACAAAAUAAUAUGAAUGUUAUUCAACUCUCCCAACCUGAUUACAGUAGACUAUUAGAAAAUGGAAUACAGUUUGGUCAACCUGUUUUACUUGAGAAUAUUGGAGAAGAAUUGGAUGCUGUUUUGGAGCCUCUCUUACUCAAACAAACUUUCAAACAAGGAGGAGCUUUAUGUAUAAAACUUGGAGAUUCUGUGAUUGAAUAUAAUUCAAAUUUUAGAUUUUAUAUGACUACAAGAAUGAGUAAUCCACAUUAUUUACCAGAAAUCGUAGUUAAAGUAACUCUUCUCAAUUUCACCAUCACUCCAAGUGGUCUGGAAGAUCAACUAUUGAACAUAGUAGUUGCUAAAGAACGACCAGAUUUAGAAUCAGAAAGGAAUUCUCUUAUUAUUCAGAGUGCUAAUAAUAAAAAGUUGUUGAAAGAAACAGAGAAUAAAAUAUUAGAAAUAUUAUCCACAUCUCCAGGGAAUAUUCUAGAUGAUGAAGAAACGAUUACAGUAUUAACUUCCUCUAAAACAUUAAGUAAUGAUAUUCAAUCUAAAGAAGCUGCUACUCAAAUUACUGAGAAAUCAAUUGAUGAAACAAGACUCCAAUAUAAUUCAAUAGCAGAGUAUUCAACAGUCCUUUUUUUCACAAUUGAGGUCUUAGCAAACAUUGAUCCCAUGUACCAGUACUCUCUCAGUUGGUUUAUAAAUCUAUUUAAAAUGUCAAUCGAUAACACAGGACAAUCAGAAAAUACAGAAACUCGCUUAAAAGAGUUAACACAAAAUUUUACAUAUUCCCUUUAUGUAAACAUUUGUAGAUCUCUCUUCGAAAAAGAUAAGCUUUUAUUUUCUAUGCUGCUCUCUAUAAAUAUUUCAAAUCGAUUGAAAUCCGAUAUUUCGUCUAGCAACUGGCUAUUUUUAUUAACUGGUGGUGUAGGACUUGAAAAUCCUUUAUUAAAUCCUUGCACUUGGCUUCCAGCCAAACUGUGGGAUGAGUUAUGUCGACUAAACAAUCUUCCAGACUUUAUAGGUAUUAAAGAUUCAUUUUCAAAGGAUAAUGCCCUCUGGAAGGAAUUAUUUGAUUCUAAAGAGCCAGAAACUGUAUCAAUACCAAGUCCUUUUGAUAAAAUGACUAAAUUUCAAAGACUUUUAAUUCUCAAAUGUAUUCGACCUGAUAAAAUGAUUUUAGCUGUUCAGGAUUAUGUGAAAUCUGAGCUGGGUCCAAAAUUCAUUGAUCCUCCGCCAUUCAAUUUAGAAUCAUGUUACAAUGAUUCAAUGAACACGAUACCAUUAAUAUUUAUCCUAACGCCGGGAGCAAAUCCAAUACAAGUACUGCAUAAAUUUGCUGAUAGCCAGGGUUAUGAAACGAGUCGAUUUUUUUCUCUAUCGUUGGGACAAGGACAAGGAGUAAUAGCUGAGGAAUUAGUGAACAAUGGAAUGAAACAUGGCUAUUGGAUUUUUCUUCAAAAUUGCCAUUUGGCUAAAAGCUGGAUGGGAACAUUGGAAAAAAUCUGUGAAGGAUUAACAGCAGAUUCUGCUCAUCCUGAUUUUAGAUUAUGGUUGACCAGUUAUCCUGUUGAUUAUUUCCCUAUCACAGUUCUUCAAAACAGUGUGAAAAUGACUAAUGAACCACCUAAAGGCUUACGUGCUAACAUAAUUAAAUCAUAUCUGAGUGAUCCAAUUAGUGAUCCUGAUUUCUUCGAAUCAUGUAAACAGUCUGAGACUUUUAAAAAACUUCUCUAUAGUCUUUGUUUUUUUCACGGAGUUGUCCAAGAACGUAGGAAGUUUGGUGCUAUUGGAUGGAAUAAUGCGUACGAGUUUAAUGAAAGUGAUCUUCGCAUCAGCGUACAACAGUUGCAAAUUUAUUUAAAUCAAUACCAGGAUGUGCAGUUUGAAGCAUUGAAAUAUUUAACAGGUGAAUGCAAUUAUGGUGGAAGAGUUACUGAUAUUUGGGAUCGACGAGCAUUAAAUACUAUUUUAUCAAAGUAUUAUAACGAGGAUGUUCUCACACAGGAAAAAUAUUUAUUCGACGUGACCUCUGACAUUUAUUAUUGUCCUACUGCUAGAGAAUAUAGUGCUUACCUGGAGUAUACAAAACAACUUCCUUUAACUACACCCCCAAGCGUAUUUGGAAUGCAUGAAAAUGCUGAUAUUAUCAAAGAUCAGCAAGAGACUGAACUAUUAUGCUCAUCUCUUUUAUUAACUCAGGUAACUGUAGAUAAUGCUGUAACAAAAAAAAAUUUAUUAGCUGCUAUUGAAAGUAAAGCUACCGGAAUAACAGAGAAGUCAUCUGAUGAUAUAAUUCUCUCGGUGACGACUGAUAUUUUGAACAAACUUCCAACUGAUUUUAAUCUUGAAAAAGCACUUGAGAAGUAUCCAACUUCAUACAACCAAAGUAUGAAUACAGUUUUAAUUCAAGAAAUGAGUCGAUUUAAUAAAUUGCUCAGCUGCAUUCGAUCAAGUCUUAUAAAUGUCCAGCGAGCAAUCAAAGGGUUCAUUGUCAUGACAACUGAACUGGAAGAAGUAGCACAGGCAAUCAUGAUUGGGAAGGUGUCUUCUUGGUGGAAAAGAUACUCAUAUCCAUCAUUGAAACCUCUAGGAAAUUAUAUUAAUGAUUUUUUACAGCGAAUAAAAUUCCUUCAGACAUGGUAUGAUCAAGGAGCACCAGCUGCAUUUUGGAUCUCUGGAUUUUAUUUUACACAAGCAUUUUUAACUGGAGCUCGUCAGAAUUUUGCUAGAAAAUAUCACAUUGCUAUUGAUCUCUUAGUAUAUGAUUUUGAAAUCCUGAGAGAAACUUCUGUAUCUACUGCCCCAAGUGAUGGAGUAUAUAUUUAUGGUCUAUUUUUAGAUGGUGCAAGAUUCGAUGAAGAAAAUAUGAUUCUAGAAGAAAGCUUUCCGAAAAUACUCUAUGAUAAAGUUCCUUACAUAUGGUUAAUUCCAAAAAAACGAGAAGAAGUGAUAAAGAAAAAUACUUAUGCCUGUCCUGUAUAUAAAACGAGUGAAAGAAAAGGUGUUAUAUCAACAACAGGACACUCAACGAAUUUUGUAAUCGCCAUUGAUUUACCAACGAUCAAAUCAAAGGAACAUUGGAUCAUAAGGGGCGUUGCAAUGCUUUGUCAACUUAAUGAAUAAAUGAUGAAAUAUAAUUAUUCAAACUGACUUAUUUUAUAACUAAUUUUAGUAAAUAAAUUGUUUUAAUUAUGAAUUAAA